Onychostoma macrolepis is the source of this 3446-nucleotide messenger RNA. It is a transcript of the gene rspo1, whose product is annotated as R-spondin 1. The record is from RefSeq and is a predicted model, not a curated record. NCBI's taxonomy places the organism in Eukaryota, Metazoa, Chordata, Actinopteri, Cypriniformes, Cyprinidae. The transcript is spliced from 6 exons. Bases 1070 to 1864 code for a protein of 264 amino acids.
AUGGAUGUUUGCCAUUAGGUGAACAUCUAAAUAAACAACGUUUCGACUCAAUUCCAUCACAGGUUUUUUGUCUCUCAGUGUGUGUUUUUGAGGGGUGGGGCCAGCUCAACCUCCAGCACGCCGAAACGGCUCUAGAUGGAGUUGGAUGCAAACUUCUUGAGGUAGAAGCUCUCCGCAAUGACUUGGAUGCUGUCCGGAGUUUAAAAGUGGAUUUAUGUGGGACUUGCUUCAGAAUUACGCAAAAUAAACCAGGCCUCUGUCGGCUCCAUUAUAAACGCAGUUCAGUGGAAUUAGGGGAUUUAUCCUUGGGAUUUUCUAUUUAAAGUCAUUUUUUUUUGUUUCUUUUCCUUUCUCCCAUGCCCACUAUUGCUCAGAUUACGCAUUGGGACACUGAUGUAAACUGUCAUGACAUUUUAACCGAAGUCAAAGCAAGUCAAGAAGCGCUUGUCCCAUAAUAAUCCCAGUAGGCAGUCUGUUGCUCAGCCGCUGGUGUCUGCUAGCAGCGCGAGGAGAAACCCAUAUUACAGACACAUUUAGAGCCUCGCGCUCAGUGGAUCAAUAUGAGGCUCGCGAUACAUAGUAGCAGAUCUUGGCACUGACGGAUGCGUUGUCACGCGUAGGAGUCCAGAACCUCGCUCCAUCUCUCUCGUUUUUUUUCGGCACUCCCCCUCCUCCUCCCAGCAUCCCUAAUAAGACACAUGCUCCUGGGCUGGGUUGCUCACUCACGUUAGGAUCUCCUGGCUGCGACCGCCGAGAGCUUCUCUCUCCUCUCGGUUUCACCCCCGGCUUCAUGGGUUGAAGGGCAGUUUGCGUUUGUCCACAAGAUCUUAUCUCUCAUCUCGCCCAGCUCUCCGCACCCAGAACUUCAUCGUUCUCAUCUUCAUCCUCUUGAGUGCUAUGGUUUGUUCUCCGAACAUGUACGGACUCGCAGCGGCAGAGGCCUCCAGCCAAGGGCGUUGCGGCCGGCUGUAGUCGACUUCUUUCCACCUGCUACAGCGUGAAAGGGGCCCCCUCAGCUGUGAUCUGUCUGCCUGCAGGCGGGACCCAGCGUGACUGGGCAGCAGGGACUAUGCAUUUGGGACUGGUGGCGCUGGCAGUUGUCUUCCUCGGCUCCAUGGGUCACGGCGAUAACCUCAAGGCCUCCAAAGCAAGAAGACAGAGACGAAUAAGCACUGAAGUACCACCAUCGUGCUCGAAUGGCUGUGAACACUGCUCAGAGUACAACGGCUGUCUUAAAUGUCGACCCCGGCUCUUCAUCCUACUGGAGCGGAAUGACAUCCGUCAGAUAGGCAUUUGCCUCGCUGCCUGUCCUGUUGGAUAUUAUGGCAUUCGAAAUCGUGAUAUGAACAAAUGCACACAAUGUAAAAUAGAAAACUGUGAGGCAUGUUUUAGCCGAAACUUUUGCACAAAAUGUAAGGAGGGCCUGUACUCACACAGAGGGCGGUGUUUCUCCAGCUGUCCUGAAGGAUUCACUGUCAAUGGCACCAUGGAGUGUGUAGUCCAAUGUGAUCUAAGUGAGUGGAGUCCGUGGGGUCCUUGCAUGAAGAAGAACAAAACAUGUGGCUUUAAAAAGGGUAACCAGACCCGUACCAGGGAGCCCUUACAGCUUCCAAGUCCUGCCACUUCCACAGGGGCCGCUCCACCCUCGGGCUGCGUCCCAGAGACACAGACCCAAAGAUGUACCGUGCAGAAAAAGAUCCCUUGCAAAGGAGAAACUAAGAAGAAUCCGCAAAACCGUGGAGAAAAAAAUGGCAAGAACCGCGGACGAGACUCCAAAGAAAGUGGCAAAGGGGGCAACAAAAAAAAAAAGACCCCGAACCGGUCCACCACUGUCCCCACCAUUACAACGAGCAUGGUGACCUAAUCUUAUGGUGGUAUUAGGUGGGCCUAAGAAAGGAGAAUGCCUGGCCCAUCUUUGUUGGCUGAAGAUAAACAGUUUUUGAUUGUGACAAUAUCAAAAUUAUGCAAAAAAGUAAAAAAAAAAAAAAAAAAGGAAUAACGCUGCUACACGUAGAACAUGCUCAAUGAGAACUGGAGGAUUUCUGUACUGAGUAAUGAACUGUGUGAAUUAAGUAAAGUUUGAGGGAACCAAGGAGCUAGGUUGGUUAGUCUCAUGCUAUUUGGAAGCAUCCAGAAAGACUGUGCGCUGUGUGUGUGCAGGGUCAUCUUUUUGUAAGCCUUCCCACAGGAAACAACAUUGUUUGUGGUUGGCGAAAUGUUCCAUAUGUUCCUCUUUAGACCUAUUGGAAAGGCUUUUGAACUAUAGACAUCACUGCAAAUGAGGCCCGCCAUCCAAACGUUGCUUAAAGAACAUCUAAAAUGCAUUAGUAUCUCUUGUGGUUCACCUAAUCCAGCUGUAAUCACAUUCUUUUUUUCUCCAGAGUUGGAUCUCCUUAUGUUCGUGACAGGUAGCAAACAGUCUGGAGUCUGUCUGUGAGUCUGUCUCAGAGUGAAAAGUGAUUUUUUUUCUUUCUUUUUUUUUUUUAAAGUGCUUUUUUAUAUCUGUUUUUUUUUUUUCUUCUGUUGUUUAUAACAAAAGAAGGCACUGGAACUGAUAUUGUGGUUUACAGAGAGAAUGUGGAGAAAGAAGAAGUUUAAUGAUGAUGAAACUAUCCAAAAAUGCAAAAAGUGUUAUAUAUCUACAGACAAAGCACUUAUAACUUACAACUGAUGGAGUGGUUUUACUUGUUUUAGUGGUAUAUGUAAAAUAAAAGUCUUGCAAUUAGGGGAAAAUAAAUACAGUAUUUUCUGCACAGAAGAAGGCAGCAAUAAUAUGAGGAAUGUACAGUGUUGAAGUAUGUAUUUGAAAGAGUGUGUGUGUGUGUGUGUGUGUGUGUUUGUGUUUGUGUGUGUCAGAUGUGUUGUGUGUUUUUGAAUCUGUGUUCUUGUGUGCACCUUUAUGUUGUGAAGCGAGGGGAAGAGAGAGGUCAACAGAAGUCUACAGUAUUGUGUGACCAAGCUAUUGAGGAACUAAACCAGCAUAAUGCUUAAACUGCAUUGAUUAUAUGCUUUAUAGGUUUUUCAUUGCUCAGUUAUCAUGGUUCAAAUAGAUACAAUAUAUCACAUCAUUCAUAACGCUUUGCAACAUACAGUAUCAGUAUCUGAGGAAGUAAUGCUGUACAUCAUACAGUUAUCUACAUGUAGCAUCCAGUCACACUUUUCUUAGUCUGUUUGCUUUCCAUAGCUUGCUGACCAGAGCUGCAUUUUCCAAAAGCAGAAGUGGAUUGUAGAGACCACUGAUGCUUAUGGUUUUUAUGAUCUAUAAGCUUAUGAUGCUUUUGGGAAAUGCAGCCCAGAUCAGUGGGUGUUCACCAUAUACACCCCUAAUGAGAAUUAUGACACUGAAAAUGUCAGCUUCCGUUAAUCUUGAUGCAAUAUACUUAUUGUUAUUGUAUAUCUAUUUCUAUAAAAGUCUACAAGGUAAAUAAACAUCUAAAUAAACAUUA